This is a messenger RNA of Symsagittifera roscoffensis, 1071 nucleotides long. Its product is annotated as small ribosomal subunit protein uS2-like. Gene Ontology annotation, biological process: cytoplasmic translation; ribosomal small subunit assembly. Gene Ontology annotation, cellular component: cytosolic small ribosomal subunit; 90S preribosome; ribosome. The coding region runs from base 74 to 949 and encodes 291 amino acids. The record is from RefSeq and is a predicted model, not a curated record. Lineage: Eukaryota; Metazoa; Xenacoelomorpha; Acoela; Convolutidae. Gene Ontology annotation, molecular function: structural constituent of ribosome. The transcript is spliced from 2 exons.
GCUUUUUCUAGUGUAUGUCAGUUUCAUUUUCAGAACCUUUUGAUCCCGUUACUCUUUGGAUCACUCAUUCAAAAUGUCCGGCUCGAACGAUCUGCUAGUUCUGAAAGACGAAGAUGUCAAGAUGAUGUUGGCGGCUCAAGUGCACGUUGGAUCCACUAAUUUGGACCACCGAAUGGGUAAAUAUGUGUACACCCGAAAAGAUGCCGGAAACCAUCUGAUUAACAUCAAGUACACGUGGGAGAAACUGCUUCUCGCGGCUCGUGCUAUUGUCGCUGUUGAGAACCCGAAGGACGUUUGCAUCAUCAGUGCAAGGACUUACGGUCAGCGAGCUGCUUUGAAGUUUGCCUCAUACACAGGCGCUGUAGCUAUUGCGGGACGUUUCACCCCAGGUGCGUUCACGAAUCACGAGAUCACCACAAAAUUCCGAGAACCCAGACUCUUGCUUGCAGUGGAUCCUGCUUUAGACCACCAGGCUAUCUCAGAAGCGGCGUAUGUGAACUUGCCGGUCAUUGCACUGUGCAAUACAGAUACUUCCACCAAUUAUGUAGACAUUGCGAUUCCUUGCAACAAUAAGUCGAUCAAGUCUAUUGGCCUCGUAGUCUGGAUGCUGGCACGAGAGGUGUUGCGAAUGAGAGGAACAGUUUCGAGACAACUGAAGUGGGAAGUGAUGGUUGACUUGUUCUUCCACCGAGACCCCGAGGAGGUCGAGAAGGAGCAGAAGGCUCAGCAGGAACCCAUGCCUAUUGCAGCCGACCCGUGGGCAUCCACCGGACCCAUGCCCAUGCAGAUGGACCCCAUCCCAACCUUCGGAGCCCCAACUGUACCUGCUCCGGCUGUGGCACCAGCUGUGAUGGGAGGACAGGUUGCACCGCCACCGGCAUCCGACAACUGGGCAGAUGCCAGCUGGGAUCCGACAGCAGUGCCUGGAGGUAUUGUGGACGGAUGGUAACGUGUCUUUACCCGAUAGUUACGUGUCUUGACGCGCGACUAUGGCCAGAGAACUCAUGUGAUCUUGAUUGAAAUUAAUUUGAUUUGAAUGAGUCAUUGAUAAUCAAGAAAACGUGAACAUCA